AUGAGAACUUUCUCCAUUGCCUUCUACUGUACCUUGUUAACGGUACUAGUGUUAGGGUUUGUGGCGUCUAUUUCAGUUCCAGAAGAAUGGCUGAAACAGUUUGUAUCAUGGAAGGAAUCAUUGGAGAAUCUUAUCAAUGUUGAAUGCUCCGAAGUCACAACUACAAAGGUGGUGUCACACGAGAAUAGUUUCAAUGAAAAGAAUGCGGAGACAGCACAGAUUGUAUACCCUUCCGAUAAACUUGCUGCCGAACUACGUAAACUUCAUUUGACUCCCAAGCCUUAUGUUCAAAUGAAGAAUUCCGGCCAAAAGUUUCAUGGCAGAUUUCUUCAUAUCACCGACAUGCAUCCUGACGAGUUGUAUAAAGUGGGAUCAUCAUUUGAGGAAGCAUGCCAUUCAGGAAAGGCAGGAGAAGCUUCUAAAUACGGAGAUGCUAUCAUGGGAUGUGAUUCGCCCAUGAAACUUGUCGAAGAUACUAUUAAGUGGGUCAAAGAAAACUUGAGAGAUAAGAUUGAUUUCGUUGUAUGGACUGGGGACAAUAUUAGACAUGAUAAUGAUCGUAUGAAUCCUCGUACUGAAAUGCAUAUCUUUGAUAUGAAUUCAGUGAUGGCAGAUAAGUUGUUUUCAGCCUUUGAGAAUACCGACCCCAAUGAUCCAAGAAGUUUGGAAGCUUUGCUAGUUCCCUCUCUUGGUAAUAACGAUGUUUAUCCUCAUAAUUUAUUUAGUCCUGGUCCUACUUUACAAACAAGAGAAAUGUUCCGUAUUUGGCAGCGUUUCAUUCCUCCUGCUCAGUUACAUACUUUCAAUAGAGGAGCCUACUUUUUUCAAGAAGUCAUUCCCGGACAUUUAACGGUGCUAUCUCUUAAUACACUUUACCUUUUCCAAUCGAAUCCUUUAGUUGACAAUUGUGAUUCCCCCAAGCAACCCGGUUACCAGCUAUUUGAAUGGUUAGGUGUUGUCUUGAAGGAAAUGAGACUUCGUAAGAUGAAAGUAUGGCUUUCAGGACAUGUUCCACCAAAUUUAAAGAAUUAUGAUAUCUCAUGUUGGCGUAAGUACAGUGUUUGGGCAUACGAAUACCGCGAUGUCAUUAUUGGAGGGUUAUACGGCCAUAUGAACAUGGACCAUUUUAUUCCCUUGGAUGCAAAGGCUGCUUAUGCUUCAAUUUCGGAAGACUUUGAUGUUACCUCUCAAUUGAAAUCCUUUGAGUACCCUUCGAUCUUUUCAGAAGGACACUCUGAUUCUGAUUCUGAUUCUGAUUCUGAUUCUGAUGAAAACGAAGCAAUUAGCCAAUUUUUGCAGAAGUUCAGCACAGAGAACGAUACUUUGAGGGAUCUUUAUCAUGCCCUGGGAGGUGUUCCUUAUAACAAAGUCAAAUUCUUAGAAAGUGUUCGUGAAGAUUACUAUGCUAGACUUAAGGGACGUAAGAAGUCUGGAGAACGUUGUGAAAGAUAUUCUAUUAGUCAUGUUUCUGCAUCUGUGAUCCCCACCUUCAACCCUGGUUUAAGAGUAUGGGAAUAUAAUAUCACCGAUUUGGCAGCAAGUUUGGAGGCAAAGGUCCAAUUUGCUCCUUGGGAUGAAUUUUUUCAAGGAGUUGACAACAUGAUGAAGGCUUGGGAUGAAUUAGAACUUGAUGAAUAUAAGCAAACAGAAAUGUUUGAUACCAUACGCACAAAAGGAAAUAAAAGAAAGGCAAAUAGUAAAAAGAAGAAGAAGAAGAAGAAGAAGAAGAAGAAGCUUGAUAAGACAUUCCCACCUCAAAAGCCCGCAAACUUACCUUUAGGUCCAGGAUACGUUCCUCAAUUGUUCACUCCCGAAAGAUAUGUACAAUUUUUUGUUGAUUUACCAUCAGUCAACAAUGGUACUAAGGAGUUUCACUAUGAGUACGAAUAUUCUACUGACAUUUACAACAUGAAGGUUUUAACUACGGAGGAAUGGAUAAACUUGGGAAGAAUUUUAGGUAAACCUAUUAAGGCCAGCAAACCAAAGCAAAAGCGUGACAUCAAAUGCCAUCAAAUGAAGGAACAAAUUACAGAAAUUGAUGCUACAAAGAAGAAUAAAAAGCAUAAAAAGAAGAAGAUGUUUGAUGACGACAAUAACGGAUUCUCUGACUUAGAGAAAGUUUGGCAGGAAUUUUUACAUCAUGUAUUUAUUUCAUCAGAUUACGAACAUAAAGAGUUUGGUUAG
Lizanozyma spartinae is the source of this 2184-nucleotide messenger RNA. RefSeq names its product endopolyphosphatase (gene PHM5). Lineage: Eukaryota; Fungi; Ascomycota; Pichiomycetes; Serinales; Debaryomycetaceae. The transcript has a single exon. Bases 1 to 2184 code for a protein of 727 amino acids. Gene Ontology annotation, cellular component: membrane; fungal-type vacuole. Gene Ontology annotation, molecular function: exopolyphosphatase activity; endopolyphosphatase activity. The record is from RefSeq and is a predicted model, not a curated record. Gene Ontology annotation, biological process: polyphosphate catabolic process.